Molossus molossus (Pallas's mastiff bat) is the source of this 210-nucleotide messenger RNA. RefSeq names its product cytochrome c oxidase subunit 8A, mitochondrial-like. The record is from RefSeq and is a predicted model, not a curated record. Gene Ontology annotation, biological process: mitochondrial electron transport, cytochrome c to oxygen. Gene Ontology annotation, cellular component: mitochondrion. Bases 1 to 210 code for a protein of 69 amino acids. Lineage: Eukaryota; Metazoa; Chordata; Mammalia; Chiroptera; Molossidae. The transcript has a single exon.
AUGUCUGCGCUGACGCUGCAUCUGCUGAGGGGCCUAGCUGGUCUAGCCUGGUGGCUGCUGCUGCCUCGUGCCCAGGUCCAUUCCAGGCCUCCAAGGGAGCAGCUUGGCACCAUGGACAUCACCACUGGGCUCACCUCUUGCUUCCUGUGUAGCCUCCUGCCAGCAGGCUGGGUCUUGUCUCACCUGGAGAGCUACAAAAAGCAGGAGUAA